Physcomitrium patens is the source of this 1534-nucleotide messenger RNA. Its product is annotated as mavicyanin. Gene Ontology annotation, cellular component: plasma membrane. The record is from RefSeq and is a predicted model, not a curated record. Gene Ontology annotation, molecular function: electron transfer activity. NCBI's taxonomy places the organism in Eukaryota, Viridiplantae, Streptophyta, Bryopsida, Funariales, Funariaceae.
GUGUUGACGGGGAUGUGAUUCUCAACAUCCUAACUGCGGAUUAGCUGCCUGACAAGAAAAAGGACAUCAAUGAUUUGGAAGUGCGACAUCGGUUGUCGAUUGCGAAUGAGAACAGCGAACAGCUCAGACAAAACGGAAGUGCAGUUCACGCACGAGUGAAGGGAACGCAGAAUUAUUGCCACAGAAAGGGAUUUGGGAAGUUCGGUAACAUGGUGAGAGGCCCAGAUCACAGAGCAUGUCUUGGUCAUGAGGAUAUGUCGAGUGGAUGGCCACCAGCCUAGUCUGUUCUGGCACGGCCCCACGGGCGACCCGGUUCUACGCCUUCUUUGACGCUUUGCUCCGAACUCGGCAUUCCCCACAGCACCGCUCUUUCCUUCUCUCCCCACAUUUUUUGUGUUUCUCAGCUCUCAUUAAGUACAAGAGGCGCCAUAGCGGCUUCUCAUCUCAUUCAUUUGGUCGUGAGUGCCCACCUUAACAGUGCAGGAACUUGCUUAGGAGCUGUAAGGAGCUGCAGGAGCAACCAGCACUUACUCGUGGGGUUGCCUCCAUAUUCCGUUGCAGUAGCCAGGCCACACUCCCACCGAGUUUGAAUUCGAACGCAGCGUGAGCUCAUGUCUUGGGAAUUAAUAACGCAGGAUGGCUCAGGGAAGAGGCAAUGCUGUUGGUGUCUUGUUCGUUGCCUCUCUACUCGCAUUUGCCCAUACAGUAGUGGGAGUUGACCACGUCAUUGGAGGCACAAACAAGUGGGACUACCCACCCGGCACAGACACAAACUAUUAUGCUACCUGGUCCGCAAAGCACAACUUUGUUGUGGGAGACUCUGCAGUGUUCAACUACGUGGCAACCCAGCAUAAUGUGCAAGUCGUGACUGCCAACGAGUACAGGAGUUGCGCCCAGAGUAAUGGCCAGACAUACAUGACUGGGAAGGAUAGCAUCCCUCUUACUACGGCGGGAAAGUACUACUUCAUCUGCAGCGUCAUCAGCCACUGCGAAAUGGGCAUGAAGAUUAUGAUAGACGUGAAGGCUGCGGCCGCGGCCCCUCCCCCCGCCACAACCACCCCUCCUACCAUGUCCCCUCUCCCUCCCACCGAAGCUCCAGCUGCGGCGCCCGUGUUGCCACCGCCUCCUUCCACUGCAACCUCGGUGCCCGCGUGCUUGAGUCUCGUCGCCGUCAUGGCGGCAUCCGCAUUCGGCGUGCUGUUUUUGUGUUAGAGGCCUCUGAUCUGCGGGGUUUGAAUGCGAGCUCUGUGGUCGGAUCCGCGAGCGGAGCGGAGCGAAGAGGAGUAGAGGAACUAAACCUGGAGCUGCCUGAACCAUAGCAGGUGAUGGAAUUGACAGGUUCACAAUUUUUUAGACCAAUAACACAAGACCAUUAUUAUCCAGUGACCCUUGAGGCUUGUACAGAUUACUAUUUCUUAGUUGUAUCUUCUCUGGGCUUGGGAUUUCCGUUUUUUUGAGAUUGCGUUCCACGCGUUCUGUUGCCUCCGGUCAUCGCACUUGUGUGCCAAUACCACAGUCACCUGUUUUUCCCACA